GACAGCUAUGGGGCAAUGCAUUAAAACGUUUAAGAACAACACAAAUAAUAAGAACAAUAACAACAAACGCCGCGGCUAACUUCAGGGCCUUCGUGUGUGGCCGCAGUCCACCAGUCAAGGCGCGCGUUGCUGUAACCAUGGCGACCGCGACCCCCGCUGCUUUAAAGUUUUCACUUUCCUCGUGAGGAGAUUUUAUUAAAAUUUUAAUCUCUUGGGGUUUAGCGUUGGCAUUCUACAUCGUAGUUGACUGUUACAAAUUGUUAGUUAACUGUUGAUAACAGUGGGAAAUCGCGCUUUUUUUGUUAUAUAUUUAAAAAAAUCUGUAAACUUUGUUCUGAGGCGACGAAACUUACGGUCGACAUUCGGUGUCGGUGGGCGAUUAACUCGUAAAUGACGACACUAAAACUAAAAUUAUUACAUUACAGCGACUGAACAGUAAAGUGUGCAGAUUUACACAUUAAUUAGAGCAAUCUCUUUCGGUCGUCAACUUUACAAGUCUGAGAUCUGCUCCGAUUUAGUCCACACAGUGAAGAUGUUCGUCAUCGUUAAAUACGGAGAGCGACAGCAGGCGCUAUUUAACCCGUCUUGCCAGGCUCGCCUACUGCUUCGCUCCAUCCGCAUCAAACUUGGCUGUGACCCUGAUGCGGAGCUGGAGUUGUGCGACGAGAUGGGGCAGCUGAAGCACGUGUCUGCAUGGCCGGAGCGGCUGGCGAGCGAGCUGCUGGCCGAGAGGGAGACGCUGGUGGCUGUGCGAGUCUUCAGAGAAGGUGACCAGUUGACGUAUCGACCUCUACUGGAUGAUCCAGACAUCGUCAACCCCAAGUUCAUCGCACGCCUGAGCAGCCGUGACAACUACAGGCCAAUGACAAGUGCCAGAAACAAGAUCAAGAAAGUGACCAAGAAAAAUCCUGCAAACUUUUCCACCUCCAGCUUUGAUGGGCCUCCAAAAUCUGUUGGGUGCUCCAAUGGUAAGCUGGCCACAGUGAGAAGCAGAUCUCGACAGUCCAAAAACUGAGUUUUAAAAUUUAUAAACAAAACGCUGUGUAAUACGUAUGAUUUACACUUAUAAUGGAUAACUGGGUAUGAAUCAGUAGCUUGGGUAAAAUAGUGUCAUCCAAUGCAAUGCUUAAUUCAACCAACUUUGCAAACAAGUGUUCGCAUCAUUUGUAAUUGUAUAUACAUAAUGUACGAAUAAAAGUUGUGACAUGUUUAUGUACA
This is a messenger RNA of Petromyzon marinus (sea lamprey), 1218 nucleotides long. RefSeq lists its product as uncharacterized. The record is from RefSeq and is a predicted model, not a curated record. Lineage: Eukaryota; Metazoa; Chordata; Hyperoartia; Petromyzontiformes; Petromyzontidae.